Microplitis demolitor is the source of this 749-nucleotide messenger RNA. RefSeq lists its product as uncharacterized. The record is from RefSeq and is a predicted model, not a curated record. Lineage: Eukaryota; Metazoa; Arthropoda; Insecta; Hymenoptera; Braconidae. Gene Ontology annotation, biological process: DNA replication. Bases 150 to 665 code for a protein of 171 amino acids. Gene Ontology annotation, molecular function: DNA-directed DNA polymerase activity; DNA binding; nucleotide binding. The transcript has 2 exons.
UUACAGAAAAAGGUAUCAGAGGUGGUGUAUUGCAGUGUGUUAAUCGUUAUGCUCGAGCUAACAAUCGUUUUAUGGGAAAUGAUUUUAAUCCAAAUUUAGGUGAAUCGUACUUGAUGUAUUUCGAUGUAAACAAUCUAUGAGGAGCUGCAAUGCGUAUGUCUUUACCUGAAACUGAAGGAUUUAUUUUAGAGGUGGAUUUGAAUUAUCCAAUAGAAUUACAUGUUCUUCAUGAAGACUUACCAUUGUGUCCCGAACAUUUUGUACCUCCUGACAGUAAGCAGUCAAAAUUAGCGACAACCUUAUAUCCAAAAGAAAAAUAUAUAAUUCAUUUUAGAAACUUACAGCAAUGUCUCGAGCUAGGUACGGAGCUUGUCAAAGUUCAUCGAGUUUUAAAAUUUAAACAAUCAGCAUGGUUGAAACCUUACAUUGACAAAAAUACUAACUGUAGAAAAAAUGCCAGAAAUGAAUUUGAGAAAAAUUUUUAUAAAUUGAUGAAUAACGCGGUUUUCGGAAAGACAAUGGAAAAUGUUAGAAAGCACACAGACGUUAGAUUAGUAAAUUCAUGGACUGGUAAACAUGGUGCUAAGAGUUUAAUUUCAAAACCUAAUUUCCAUAGUUUAAAUAUUUUUGAUGAAAAUAUGGCAAUUGUUGAAAUGAAAAAUUAAAAUGUAUACUUUAAUAAGCCAAUUUAUGUUGGUUUCAGUAUUCUCGAUUUAUCAAAGAUUUUUAUUUAUGAUUUCCACUAUAAU